ACGGUUAGCAACACUGGAAUUCGCUGCUUCUCGCGCUGCUGCUCGCGCUCGCAAUCUCGCGCCAUUUGUUCUGCCAAAUACCGCCAUUUGCCGCUUGCAGUGAGCUCAAUGGCCAGCUUAACCGUAAAUAAAGACAUCUUUUACCGGCGAAUGCGAAGAUUAUACGCAGCUUGGCGGAAACCGGACCAAAACUAUGGCCCCUUCGCGAAGAUGGACGCUUUGGUUUCAGCCGUGGGAGUGGAUGAAGAUGUUGUCUACAGCAAGUCAACUGCAAUACAGACCUGGCUCUUCGGCUACGAGUUGACGGACACCAUCAUGGUGCUCUGCGAGAACGCCAUCUACUUUCUGGCGAGCAAGAAGAAAGUAGAGUUCCUCAAGCAGGUGGAGUCUGGCAAGGAGAAUGAGGGCCAGGUGCCGCCGAUCACCCUGCUUGUAAGGGACAAGGCUGACAAGGAUCAGGCCAACUUUGAGAAGCUUACUGAUGCCAUCAAGAAGAGCAAGAAUGGCAAGACUGUGGGGGAGUUCAGCAAGGACAAGUUUCCCGGGGAGUUCAUGGACGCCUGGCGGUCUGUCAUCUCCGCCGAAAAAUUUGACUCUGUGGACGUGAGUGCCGCUGUCGCCUAUGUGAUGGCCCCCAAGGAAGAGCAGGAGCUGGUGCUCACCAAGAAGGCCUGCCAGGUGACAGUGGACGUGUACGCCAAGUACCUGCGUGACCAGAUCAUGGAGAUCAUAGACGCCGAUAAGAAAGUGAAGCAUUCCAAGCUGGCUGAAGGCGUCGACCAGGCCUUCUCGGACAAGAAGUACUUGGUGGGCGUAGAUCCGUCCCAAGUAGACUCGUGCUUUCCGGCCAUCAUUCAGUCCGGUGGAAAUUACAACCUGAAGUUCAGCGUGGUCAGCGACAAGAACACUCUCCACUUUGGCGCCAUCACGUGUGCUCUAGGAGCUCGCUACAAAUCAUACUGCUCCAAUGUGGUGCGUACGCUCUUGGUAAAUCCGACGCAAGAGCAGCAGGACCUCUACAACUUUCUGGUGGAGCUUGAAGAAGAGGUUGUCUUAGACAAGCUCAGGGAUGGUGUCAAGCUCUGCGACGUCUUUGCAGCAGCUGUGGCCCGUGUUGCCAAGGACCACAGCGAGCUUACAGACAAGAUGACCAAGAACGUCGGUUUUGCCACCGGCAUCGAAUUUCGAGAAAGCUCCCUGGUCAUCCAGUCGAAAACGACGGCCGUUGCCAGGAAAGGCAUGGUGUUCAACAUUAACAUUGGCUUCUCGGGACUUCAGUGCAAGGGUGCAACCGACGAAAAUGCCAAGACUUAUGCCCUCUUUGUUGGUGACACAGUCCUAGUCAAUGAGGGCCAGCCUGCAACCAUCCUGACCAACAGCAAAAAGAAGCUGAAGAGCAUUGCUAUCUUUAUCAAGGAUGAUGACGAUGAAGAAGAGGAGGAAGAGGAGGAGGAGACGAAGGAGAGCAAGAAGAAGCAGAGUGAUCAGAUACUUGGGCGUGGGGGACGACGAACAGCCAUUUUGGACUCCAAGCUCAGGACGGAACAGUCGGCGGAAGAAAAACGUCAACAGAACCAAAAGUUGCUGGCUGAACGGCUGAACCAGGCGGCCAAGGACAGGCUGGCGUCGCAGCGUGGUGUGCAGAAGGAUGAGAAGGUUCGGAAAUCGACUGUCUCAUACAAGUCUGUGAACCAACUUCCCAAGGAGCCCGAAGUGAAAGAGCUCAAGGUCUUUGUUGACAAGAAAUAUGAAACUGUGAUCCUGCCAAUAUUUGGAAUACCGGUGCCCUACCACAUCUCCACUGUGAAGAACAUUUCACAGUCAGUGGAAGGGGACUACACCUACCUGCGUAUCAACUUCUUCCACCCUGGAUCUGCCCUGGGGAGAAAUGAAGGCAGCGUCUUUCCCAACCCAGAAGCCACUUUCCUCAAGGAAAUUACUUACCGUAGCACCAAUGUAAAAGAGCCAGGGGAAAUUUCUGCUCCAUCGUCCAACCUGAACACUGCAUUUCGUCUCAUCAAGGAAGUGCAGAAGAAAUUCAAAACCAGGGAGGCUGAGGAACGGGAAAAAGAAGGCAUAGUGAAGCAAGACACGCUUGUCCUAAGCUCCAACAAGGGCAACCCAAAGCUCAAAGAUCUCUACAUUCGACCCAACAUCUACUCCAAGCGUAUUUCAGGAGUCCUAGAAGCCCACACGAAUGGCUUCAGGUUCACCUCUGUGCGAGGUGACAAAGUGGACAUCCUGUACAACAACAUGAAACAUGCAUUCUUCCAGCCAUGCGAUGGGGAGAUGAUCAUCUUGCUCCACUUCACCCUUAGAAAUGCCAUCAUGUUUGGCAAGAAGAAGCACAAUGACGUGCAGUUUUACACGGAGGUGGGAGAGAUUACCACCGACCUCGGGAAGCAUCAGCACAUGCAUGACAGGGACGACCUGGCUGCUGAGCAAGCCGAACGUGAGCUGCGUCAAAAGCUGAAGAACGCAUUCAAGACGUUCUGCGAGAAGGUGGAGGGUGUAACGAAGUCGGACAUUGAAUUUGACACACCAUUCCGCGACCUGGGUUACCCUGGAGUGCCCUACCGGAGCACGGUGCUUCUGCAGCCCACCUCGGGGUGCCUGGUGAACCUCACCGAUUGGCCCCCGUUCAUCAUCACGUUGGAGGAAGUGGAGCUGGUGCACUUCGAGAGGGUGCAGUUCCACCUCAAAAACUUUGACAUGGUGUUUGUGUUCAAAGACUAUCACAAGAAGGUGGCAAUGGUGAAUGCUGUCCCCAUGAACAUGUUGGACCACGUGAAGGAGUGGCUCAACUCGUGCGACAUUCGCUACACGGAGGGCAUCCAAAGCUUGAAUUGGACUAAGAUCAUGAAGACGAUCACGGAUGACCCGGAGGGAUUCUUCGAGAGUGGCGGCUGGUCCUUCUUGGACCCAGACUCUGACGGCGAAAAUGCGGACGACGACGACGACGACGAAGAGGAUGACCAGUACAACCCGAGCGAGUCCAACUCGGAAGCAGAGUCCGACUCGGAGGAGGAAGAAGACUCGGAGGACUUCUCCGGCUCAGAGUUCACCGAGGACGAGUCAGGCUCUGCAGUGGGUGUUGAGGGAACCAGUGAAGAAAGUGGGAAGGACUGGUCCGAGUUGGAAGAAGAGGCCAGAGAAGCUGACCGAAACCGCAAUGAGUUUGAAGAUGAGUACACCAAACGCAAGGGAAAAGGUGGUAGUGACCGCCCACCCGACCGCAAGCCCGACCGCAAGCCCGACCGCAAGCCCGACCGCAAGCCCGACCGCACGCCUGACAGCAAGUCGGAUCGCAAGCGUUCGUCGAGCGAUCGUCCCUCGCACAGGAGCUCGAGCGGAGGCCACAGCAGCAGCGCCAAGCGUAAGGGAUCCUCUACCUCGAGUCCUCAGAAAAAUGGGGCCAAGCGCCGCCAUGAUUCUGACUCCAAGCACAACGAUCAGCGUAAAAAGCACAAGAAGUGAUUGCAUCUGCACCUCCAUACGGGUCUGCUCCUGGCAAUGGCAGGAACUGCGUGGCUAUCAUCACGGCGUCAAGAAGUCGUCUGUCCUCAUCAGUGGUUAGCCAGAUGCCAAGUGGCCAAGCAUUUUCAGGAACACCAUGAACAUACCUUUGCCACGACUUGGACCACCUUGCACCCUCUUUUUUUUUUUUGUUGCCCCAUAGCCUCUUCUGUUUGUGCAUGCAUAUUUGCUGAGUUUCUUCCAAAAAUACUUCCACAUAAGAGCAGUAAAUACCUGCUUUUGGUAAGUUCAACUGACUGCUGUUAUGCCUGUACCAUAGCUUUUUCUGGACCACAGUCGUGCCACUCUUGCAAGUCCAACAGGCUUCUUAUUCUUUGGGGCAAGCAUCCCAAGUGUACAUAGUUUACACAUUGUGCAAACCUUUUGUCGAUAUAUAUAUAUUUGGGAUCCAGUGUUCAUGGUUCUUUUGCUUUCUAAAAGUUUGACUGGUUCACACUUGCAGUGUUUGUUAUUUAGCUUGCAAGGACUGAAUGUCUCAAUGUCAAUUUGUUCAAAUGUUAUUUCAUUUCUUGUGAGCCAAGAUUUGCGUAAGGCUUUCUUGAUUUUAAUAAAUGCUUUUAUAUUCA
Ixodes scapularis (black-legged tick) is the source of this 4103-nucleotide messenger RNA. It is a transcript of the gene dre4, whose product is annotated as FACT complex subunit SPT16. The record is from RefSeq and is a predicted model, not a curated record. Gene Ontology annotation, molecular function: nucleosome binding. NCBI's taxonomy places the organism in Eukaryota, Metazoa, Arthropoda, Arachnida, Ixodida, Ixodidae. The coding region runs from base 109 to 3477 and encodes 1122 amino acids. Gene Ontology annotation, biological process: transcription elongation by RNA polymerase II; positive regulation of transcription elongation by RNA polymerase II. Gene Ontology annotation, cellular component: FACT complex. The transcript is spliced from 26 exons.